This is a messenger RNA of Megalopta genalis, 3138 nucleotides long. RefSeq names its product synaptic vesicle glycoprotein 2B. Gene Ontology annotation, biological process: transmembrane transport. Gene Ontology annotation, cellular component: membrane. NCBI's taxonomy places the organism in Eukaryota, Metazoa, Arthropoda, Insecta, Hymenoptera, Halictidae. Gene Ontology annotation, molecular function: transmembrane transporter activity. The record is from RefSeq and is a predicted model, not a curated record.
GAGAGAAAGAGAGAGGAGGAGAGAAGGAGAUAAAGAGAGACACGCGCGACAUCGACACGUGCGGGGGACAAGUCGCGCCCAAUUGUCAACAACUGUCAACAGCACCCCCGAAACUCUAAGGACCCGAGGAUUUAUGAAUGAUCGGAGAUCGAGGCAGAAUAGGUCGACCCGUCGAUCCUCAACAGUCGGCCAGCAGCGACACUGAACGUCCACGCGGUAGCCAAACCGAUCCGUUGCACGCUGGGCACCGAUCGUUAACGGAUCAUCCGUCGAGGGGAAUCGUUGGCGAGGAUCUACGAGCAGCACUGAUCCAGAGAAUCCAGCUGUAGCGGAGGCCGGGCCGCCGAGAAUUAUCCGAGAGAGCGAGAGAGAAGAGCGGGAACGGUCUAAUUGAACGGCAGAGGAGCGAAACGAAACAAAUCGAAGCGAAGGGGAGAGGCGGAAAGAGAUCCUCGGUGGCAAAAAUCGUCGAAUUCGCUCGGGCGAUAAAGACGGCGAUCAAAUACCACCGAGUGUUCACCAAUGAGCGUGGGGUGCAGUGGUUGCAAACAAGCAGAAAACCGUGGAACGCGCACAAGAAACAGACAGUGCAGCGGUUCGCAGACCGGGGUCCUCCUCCAGGUGCCCGGCUUUUCAUCGACGUCACCUGACCCAAUCGACAAACGUCCGGAGACCAAAUACCUACGCAACGUAACCACCGUACACCAUGGGUCUCGACUUCUUGGCAGACGGAGGUGCCGAUUUCGAGCAUGCAAUCACCGUAACAGGAUUCGGGAAGUUCCAUUACAUGCUGCUGGCGAUAUGCGGCUUAAUCUACAUGGACACCGCGAUCGGAGUCACUAUACUCUCGUUCGUGUUGCCGGCUGCUCAGUGCGAUCUGGAGAUGGACUCCACCUCCAAAGGCUGGUUGACUGCGUCCCCCAUGUUGGGAAUGGUGAUCGGAUCCUACAUAUGGGGGUGCCUGGCUGACACGAAGGGCCGCAAAGUCGUGUUAAUCGCCACAUUGCUGAUGGACGGUAUCGUCGGCGUCGUAUCAUCGUUCGUCCAGUAUUUUUGGGUGUUCUUGUUGUUCCGUUUCUUCAACGGGUUCGCCGUUACGGGAGCUAUGGGAAUUUGUUUUCCGUAUUUAGGGGAGUUCCAGCCAACAAAGUAUCGCGAAAGAUGUCUUUGUUGGAUGGAAAUGUUCUGGACCGUCGGUGUUAUAGUAUUGCCACUGAUCGCAUGGCUGAUCAUACCGAUGGACUUCAUGUACGUCUCGGACGUAUUCUACUUCAAGUCAUGGAAUCUCUUUGUAGCGCUGUGCGCGUUACCUUCGCUGAUGUUGGGCCUCUGGUUGUUCGCGUUUCCAGAGAGCCCGAAGUUCCUCCUCGAGUGCGGAGAAACGGAGGCUGCCCUUGAGGUCUUCAAGUGGAUUUAUUCGCAGAAUACCGGGCAGGAUCCCGACACAUAUCCGGUGAAGUGUUUGCAAGAGAAGAACAAAGACAAGAGCACGAGGUCGUUGAAGCUACACAAGAGAAAGGACUUGAAGGUCCUGCUGAAGGAAGUCAAAGACCUCACGGCUGCUCUGUGCAAGUCGCCUUACCUUCGCAACACGCUGCUGGCCUGCGGUAUUCAGUUUGGCCUGACCAGCAGCUACUAUACCCUCAUGGUCUGGUUCCCCGAAUUAUUCACCAGGUUCGAGCAGUUCGAGCACCAAAAUCCUAACGAGACCACGUCGGUGUGCAUAGUAUCGGCGAUAUCGGACAACGCGACCAACGUUGAUCCUUUCGGAUGCGAAACCGUAAUCGCAUCCUCGGUCUAUCUGCACACGGUGUACAUCGGAAUCGCCUGCAUUCCAGGAUCCAUUAUCCUUCCUCUGUUUGUGCACAAACUCGGUGCUAAAUUCUUCCUCAUCAUGUCCUUGCUGGUUUCGGGGGCAGUUACAGUGGCCUUCUACUACGUGGUGGACUCGACACAAAACCUGGUACUGUCCUGUGUAUUCGAGGCUCUGACGUCUCUCGGUAUCUCGUUGGUGUAUUGCGUAAUCGUCGACAUGUUCCCGACGAAUCUCAGAGUAAUGGCCGCAGCGUUGUCUUUAACAAUGGGUCGAUUAGGCGCCUUGGUGGGCAAUCUGGUGUUUGGUUACCUGAUCGACUUGGCCUGCGUGGUUCCUAUAAUUUUAUUUGCGGCAUUUUUAUUCAUAUGCGGAUUCAUGUCGUUCCUGUUGCCGAAGACCGGUAAAGAGACGCUCGACUAAUAAAAAAUCCCGGUCAUCUCCUGGUGAGAAUCGACUAAACAAUUAUGAUAUAUAAUUUAUAUAUUUAUCGAAAGUGGACCGAGAAACAGGAAAUGAUUCGGUCUCUUCCGAUCCGCCUGGAACGUGAAGCCAGCUUGAAAGAAGCGUUUUGAUACUUGGAGACGUUUAACCUGUUAACCGAGCGCAUCGCCUUUCUAAUUGACAGAACGAAAAAAGAAAUGAUAAUAAAUAAAUCGGUAUCGAAUGCCUUGGCCCGGUUAACGGGUUACAAUAAAGGCUAGGAAACUUCCCUGCAAAGUCUGUUCCCCACUUCCGAUUGCUUCUGUAAAUUGCGCGCAGGCACGUAAUGUAAUUUAUUCGCGGACUUGAUUCCCCCGGAAUUCUGUUCGUUCUCAUUCUACUUCUGUAAAUCAUGCGAGAAACAUUUUAUUCCGGAGCGUUGUAAAUAACUUCCGCUGUAAGCGGGAAGCGUAGGCCAAGGAAUACCAAUGAUAAUUACUAAUUAGACUGUGUGUAUGUUUGCACCUAGACUGUGAGUUCUAUGCAUUUACAGCAUACCUCGAAAAAAAAACAAAACACUUCGGUGAGAUUUCGUGUGAAGUUUCACGAAGAAAAUAAGUGAUUUUUUUGAAGUUCGUCCAUCGAAACUUCUUGAAUAUUCGUGUACAUUUAUCGAGAAAAACGGGCGGAAGUUAUUUGUGACUACAAUAGAUUUGUAAUUGAUAUACUUGAGGAAAUCCAACAUUUUGUACGUUCGAAAUGAACGCAACCCGAAUUACAAUAACGCUCAUCUUAUAUCCUAGUAGCAUUUCUGCUAUUUGAUGGAUGUUCGUUUGUCUAAGAAAUAUGUCAGAAAACGGAUACCACUCACAAUUAUAAUAAAUUCCUGCUGUCACUAUAAA